Lymnaea stagnalis (great pond snail) is the source of this 18064-nucleotide messenger RNA. NCBI's taxonomy places the organism in Eukaryota, Metazoa, Mollusca, Gastropoda, Lymnaeidae. The record is from the annotation of a GenBank genome assembly.
AGUACACACAAUACACACAUAAUCAGAAGCAAAUGUGUUGAAAAGAUCAGAAAUGGUGAACAUACUGUUACUCGCUCGGCUACAAUCCGCAGCAUUGUCAGCACGGCAUAUUUUCACGACCGCCAUCCGUUCUAACAAGUUCGUAUGCGGCGCAAACAAGUGUCUCGGAUCAUUACAAGGUGCACAACGCAAUGGUAAGUGUUUACACAUCAAUAACUAAUUAAAAAUAAGCAUUGACCUGCAAAAGAGCACGCAGAUAGGCAUGACAUUACGCACGUGCGUGAUUGCAAGGCAAAUAGCCUCUGUUAACGGAGACCAAGAUUUUACACUUAUUUAUAACUUUAAAGUAGCUAUAUUGAGCAUAUGUUUAACUCUGCUGCUUGAUGAUCUCUGCUGAUUGAUGGUCUGUGCUGUUUGAUGGUCUCUGCUGAUUGAUGGUCUCUGCUGAUUGAUGGUCUCUGCUGUUGGAUGGUCUGUGCUGUUUGAUGGUCUCUGCUGAUUGAUGGUCUCUGCUGAUUGAUGGUCUCUGCUGUUGGAUGGUCUGUGCUGCUUGAUGGUCUCUGGUGCUUGAUGGUCUCUGCUGUUUGGAGGUCUGUGCUGGUUGAUGGUCUCAGGUGCUUGAUGGUCUCUGUUGCUUGAUGGUCUCGUUGCUUAAUGGUCUCUGCUGUUUGGAGGUCUGUGCUGGUUGAUGGUCUCUGCUGCUUGAUGAUCUCUGUUGCUUGAUGGUCUGUGCUGCUUGAUGAUCUCUGCUGGUUGAUGGUCUCUGCUGCUUGAUGGUCUCAGCUGCUUGAUGUCCUCUACUGCUUGAUGGUCUGUGCUGUUUGAUGACCUCUGCUGCUUGAUGGUCUGUGCUGCUUGAUGAUCUCUGCUGGUUGAUGGUCUCUGCUGCUUGAUGGUCUCAGCUGCUUGAUGUCCUCUACUGCUUGAUGGUCUGUGCUGUUUUAUGACCUCUGCUGCUUGAUGGUGUGUGCUGCUUGAUGUCCUCUGCAGCUUGAUGGGCUCUGCUGGUUGAUGGCAACAGCUGCUUGAUGGUAUCUGCUGGUUGAUGGUCUGUGCUGCUUGAUGGUCUCUGCUGAUUGAUGGUCUCUGCUGAUUGAUGGUCUCUGCUGGUUGAUGGCCACUGCUGCUUGAUGGUCUCUGCUUUAAUGCCAUGCAGAUAUAAUUUGGUACUUUAAAGCCCUCUACAAACAUUCACCAUAAAAUCUCUAUAUUCAAUCAGCAACAUAUUAAAUCACAAGACUUAAAACCCAGAAACCUUAAUGCAGCAAAGAGUUUCCCUUUUAUUACAUUUUUACAAACAUGAAUAAUAUAAGGGAAUGAUAAUUGUUAAUUUGUCUCCUUAUAGUUUCUUAAGGCUGUGUUAUUUCAUGGAGUGAUCCAGAGGUGUCAUUUCAUUUUUUUUUUUUUUUUUUUUUUUGGGUGGGGGGGGGGUGGAGAAAUUUGUUGGCUUGUUAAGUUGUUUAUUACUGAAGGUGCCACAGUACAUAGCAAAUUAAAUAAAAUCUACAAAUUCAAGGGGGGUGGGACUAAUGCCCCACCAUGCCCUACCCAAAAAACGCCCAUGGAGUGGUCAAUAGAGAUAUGUUAAUUUUUGUUGUAAGCCUAUUCUCUUCAGUUGGACGAUCGUUCAAGUUAGUGUUGUAUUGAUUUCAGAGGAAAAUGUGGAGACCCCUCAGCUAAGACGCUCUCAGGCUCAAAGUAUUUGGAGCAUCUUAGAUCUCACGAGCCCCACAUUGGGUCAGCUGGACAAAAGUAUCCAGGCUCAUGUCCGUUACAAGAUCCUACCACCAGAUUCAAAUGGACAGGUCAGAAAAUGCAACUAUGUAAAGCAAAGAACUCUUUUGGUUUUAUUUUAAAUAGAAAAUAAAGGCCAGAUAAUUGAUUGACUCACUUACUCCUAGGUAUCUGAAUCAACAUCUGUUUACAUUAACUCACUGACUCCUAGGUAUCUGAAACAACAUCUGUUUACAUUGACUCACUGACACCUAGGUAUCUGAAACAUCUAUUUACAUUGACUCCUUAACUCGUACAUAUCUGAAUCAACAUCUGUUUACAACAACUCAUUAACUCCUAGGUAUCUGAUACAACAUCGGCUUACAUUGACUCCUAGGCAUCUGAAACAAAUUCUGUUUAUAUUGACUCCUAGGUACUCGAAACAAUAUCUGUUUACAUUGACUCAUUGACUUCUAGGUAUCUGAAUCAACAUCUGUUUGGCCUUCUCAUCCCAAGAUCCACCAGAGAGUGACACUCCUGAAUGGUUUACUUGGCUGUGGCCGUCCUUGUCUCCUGUCUUAUAUCAAGCAUAGACUUGGACCAGCUUCACUGAACUAUGUCGGGCUCAACAUCGUACCCUCCCGCACCUAUGUAGACUUGCCUGUAAGUUUCAAACGUCUCAUAAGACUUUUCAUUCUUUUUAUUUCGAUUUAUGCAAUGCACAUAGUUCAAUAAUGAUCUUAAUGUCUUUUCUUAUUAAAUUUGUUUUGUUGAAUUAGGAAACUUUUUGUUUUUUAGCUGAAGUCAAGGAUCAACCAUUUUUCAUUUAACUUUCUUUACUUAUAGUUGGAGACGGUUCUGAAAAAUGUAUCGAAACUUAUGAAAAUAUCACUGAAAUCGUCGAUGAAUUUACCUGAAACUGAUCUCUAAUUCCCAAAAUAAAUGUACACGCAAAUGGAUCACAUCAAUAGUACUAUCAGUCUAAUUUUUAAAAAAAUGUUAUGACCCUGUCCAAUUUUAAGACAAGGGUUCAUUCUUUUUUCUUCUCUUUAAGCACUAAAAAGUGUAACAGUUUUUUUCAAAACGCUUAAGACAGAACCCUUUAAAAAUAUUGUUUGUUGUUGUUGUAUGAGUAGCUUUAUACAGCUCAAAGUGUUAUAACCUAACAGGUUUUUACUUUUGUACCCUUAUUUCAAGAAUGGAGAAAAAAAUAAAGUUUAUUGUUACAGGAUAUGCCCUACCCAAGGGACAAGGCUGGAUACACUUUGACCUGGGAUCUGGGGAGAGAAGACAAGAAAAAAAUUCAAAGCAUUGCAUGUGAUGAGCUGCAAGUCCUCCUUAAAAGAGCGGAAGUUCCUUUCACGUUAGUUAAAUCUUGGAAAAAAAUUAAAGGUUUGAAUUUCUAUUUUUAACUUUCUAAUAAUUUUAUUACAUAUAAAUAUCUAGCUUUUUCAAUGAUUUUAAAUGUGGGUAGAAAAAGUUAGCCCCAGAAACACACAAAAUAUACACAUAGUGAGACAGACAAAAUGACAAACAAAGACUGCUCAUAACACGGAUAAAAUAGAAAAAGAAAAUUGAUUAUAAACAAUUGAAAAACUGCUGGAUAAACAAUUUGCCUGCCCAAAUAAUGGGACUACCCAAAGAAAGGGACUACCCAAAGAAUGUGACUACCCAGAUAAUGUGACUACCCAAACAAUGUGACUACCCCGAUAAUGUGACUACCCAAAGAAUGUGACUACCCAAACAAUGUGACUACCCCGAUAAUGUGACUACCCAAAGAAUGUGACUACCCAAACAAUGUGACUACCCCGAUAAUGUGACUACCCAAAGAAUGUGACUACCCAAACAAUGUGACUACCCAAACUUUUUGACUACCCAAACAAUGUGACUGCCAAAACAAAAUAACUGCUCAAACAAUGUCAUGGCCUUCACAACAUGACUGUCCUUGGUGUUUUGCUGUAUUUUGUAUGUUUGCUUGUUACUGCCCAAACAAUGUGACUUCUGAAACAAUGUGACGCCCAAACAAUGUGACUUCUGAAACAAUAUGACUGCCCAAACAAUGUGGCUGCCCAAAAUAUGAUUGCAAAAACAAUGUCAUUGCCGAAACAAUGUGACUGCUCAAACAAUAUGACUGCAAAAAAAGGUGAUUACCCAAAAACAGCAACUCUCUGCCACUGUUUGUAUUGUAGAUAAUGAACAACAUAUCUAUAAAACUCCCAUUGAGUCUCUCGUGGCAAGAGAUGUCAAGUUUAAGCGGAUGGAUGACACACACCUACAAGUUCCAGCCGUCAUCAAAUGGGUAUGACAUUGUUGGGUUGUUGUGGUCUAGGUUGGAUCUGUUAGCCGUCAUCAAAUGGGUAUGACAUUGUUGGGUUGUUGUGGUCUAGGUUGGAUCUGUUAGCCGUCAUCAAAUGGGUAUGACAUUGUUGGGUUGUUGUGGUCUAGGUUGGAUCUGUUAGCCGUCAUCAAAUGGGUAUGACAUUGUUGGGUUGUUGUGGUCUAGGUUGGAUCUGUUAGCCGUCAUCAAAUGGGUAUGACAUUGUUGGGUUGUUGUGGUCUAGGUUGGAUCUGUUAGCCGUCAUCAAAUGGGUAUGACAUUGUUGGGUUGUUGUGGUCUAGGUUGGAUCUGUUAGCCGUCAUCAAAUGGGUAUGACAUUGUUGGGUUGUUGUGGUCUAGGUUGGAUCUGUUAGCCGUCAAAGUUUACAAUAAAACUACUACAUCUGUACUUUAGCCAUCACAAUAGUACAUCUGUACAUAAGUCACCACAAUCGUACGUCUGUACAUUAGCCACCGCAAUAGUAUAUGUGUACAUUUGCCACCACAAUAGUACAUCUGUACAUUAGCCACCACAAAAGUACAUCUGUACAUUAGCCACCGCAGUAUAUCUGUUGCCAUUAUUAUAGUACAUCUACAUUAGCCAUCACAAUAGUACAUCUGUACAUUAGUCACCGCAGUAUAUCUGUUGCCAUUAUUAUAGUGCAUCUACAUUAGCCAUCACAAUAGUACAUCUGUACAUUAGCCACCGCAGUAUAUCUGUUGCCAUUAUUAUAGUACAUCUACAUUAGCCAUCACAAUAGUACAUAUGCACAUUACCAAUCAUAAUGGUACAUCUGUACUUUAGCCAUAUCAAUAGUACAUGUCUACAUAAGCCAUCGCAAUAGUACAUAUGUACAAUAGCCAACACAAUGUUGCUUUUGUACAUAAGCCAACACAAAUAGUGCACAUUUUCUGCCUCGGCUUUGUGAGAAGUGCACUUUAAGCAAGAUAUAAAGAAAGGGCACAUACAUUUGUCUCUUUCUCCUUCGUAGCCAUCUGAAAAUUAUCCACCCAACCCAUGAAAUCUAAUCAAAUACAUUUCAGUCACAGGUUGUGUCAACACAAACAAUUCGACUUCCUGUUACAACAAAAUUUGAAAUCUAGUCAGUGGCGUUGUUAGACUGUUUGGAGCCCUGGGAUAAGAAACAUUUGUAUGCCCCCCCCCCCCCAAUAAACUCUGAAACCCAUUCUUUUCAUUAAUAAAAUAUCAAACAUUUCCAUUUCGGACACGUCUGGCAACCGGGACAUCAUUUGCUACGAUACUACAUCUAAUAUUAAUAAAACUUGUCUUUUUCGUGUAGUUUAUUUUAUAUGCUUUUUCAUUAAUGCCUCAUCCGCCAUUUCCCUUCUCAAUCCCUCUAAAGAUGGGACUCUACAUACAAGAACACGGAAGAACUGAGGGAGAAGUCCUCAAGAAAAAUUUCGGUUUUACUGCUAUAAAGGUCAGUGUGAGAUCAGAGUUAGUUUAUAGCAUCCACAUAAUAUUACGGUUAAUUAAUGAUGGUGGUUGGGCCGUGACUGCCUAUGUUGCCUGCUGCUCUUCUAGAAAGACAUUCUUCAAGGAAAAGUAACUUCAUUCUUACAUUGGUAGCACCCAUCUCUUUCACUCGUAGUGUCAUUGUUGAGCACUCAUCUCUUUCAAUUAUAUUGUAUGCAUGUAUCACUGGUUUCUGUCACUUAUAUUGUCAUCGUUUAACACUGAUCUCCAACACUCAAAUUGUCUUCUUUUGAAUCUCCUACUCUCCUUGCUAUAUCCACAUAGUGUAGUUUACAGGUCCUAUGAAGAAUUGCAUUGGUCAAUGAGCAAAGUGAUUCAAACUUGAUUUUCUCCUAAACUUGGUCAAUUCCUAAACUUUAACAUUUCCUAAAUUUUGUCAAUUCCUAAACUUAGUCAAUUCUUACCUUGUUCAAUUCCUGUUUUAUGUUAUUGAUGAUGCGGGUUGGGGGGGGGGGGUAUUUUUACUAAAUGAAAAAAAAAGACCCCUUUAAGUUAUGUUUGAAGAUACAAAUUACAGUCGAUUAAAACUAAUGCAAGAGUAAUGUUGUAUGACUGCUGGGUAGACACGCUAAUGUUGUAUGACUGCUGGGUAGACACGCUAAUGUGGUCUGACUGCUGGGUAGACACGCUUAUGUUGUAUGACUGCUGGGUAGACACGCUAAUGUUGUAUGACUGCUGGGUAGACACGCUAAUGUUGUAUGAGUGCUGGGUAGACACGCUAAUGUGGUCUGACUGCUGGGUAGACACGCUAAUGUUGUAUGACUGCUGGGUAGACACACUAAUGUUGUAUGACUGCUGGGUAGACACGCUAAUGUUGUAUGACUGCUGGGUAGACACGCUAAUGUGGUAUGACUGCUGGGUAGACACGCUACUGUUGUAUGACUGCUGGGUAGAUCCGCUAAUGUCGUCUGACUGCUGGGUAGACAUGCUAAUGUUGUAUGACUGCUGGGUAGACACGCUAAUGUUGUAUGACUGCUGGGUAGACACGCUAAUGUUGUAUGACUGCUGGGUAGACACGCUAAUGUUGUAUGACUGCUGGGUAGACACGCUAAUGUUGUAUGACUGCUGGGUAGACACGCUAAUGUUGUAUGACUGUUGGGUAGGCACGCUAAUGUUGUAAUGACUGUUGGGUAGGCACGCUAAUGUUGUAUGACUGCUGGGUAGACACGCUAAUGUUGUCUGACUGCUGGGUAGACACGCUAAUGUUGUGUGACUGCUGGUUAGAUAGACACGCUAAUGUUGUCUGACUGCUGGGUAGACACGCUAAUGUUGUGUGACUGCUGGUUAGACACGCUAAUGUUGUGUGACUGCUGGGUAGGCACGCUAAUGUUGUCUGACUGCUGGGUAGGCACGCUAAUGUUGUCUGACUGCUGGGUAGGCACGCUAAUGUUGUGUGACUGCUGGUUAGACACGCUAAUGUUGUGUGACUGCUGGGUAGGCACGCUAAUGUUGUCUGGCUGCUGGGUAGGCACGCUAAUGUUGUCUGACUGCUGGGUAGGCACGCUAAUGUUGUCUGACUGCUGGGUAGGCACGCUAAUGUUGUCUGACUUCUGGGUAGACACGCUAAUGGUGUCUGACUGCUGGGUAGAUAGACACAUGCCAACAGAAGUGAUUCAUGCUUGGUGCCAGUAAAAUUUUCGGUUCCCAUGCUCAGUUCAGUUUUUACUCUAUCCAAAAAUAGGUGAACUACAGCCUGAAAGGUCAAAUCUAUUUCAUAUUACGUUAAUACUGAACUAUUUCGAAUCAUCUUUCUUUUUUGUACAGCACACCAUUACAUCACAGACCUUACGAUACACCUUUGUGGCACAAACCAUUGUGGCACAAACCAUUGUGGCACAAACCAUUGUGGCACAAACCAUUGUGGCACAAAUCAUUAAUAAACUUUGAUUACCGACCAUGACAUUUAAAAAAAAACAUGAUUUCCAACGAUGCUUUGUGUCACGUGACUACCCUCCCUUUCUUUUCUUCCCCAGGAUUUUAUGGAAUAUUUAGAGGGACAUUUUUACUUAGAACCAGAAUCAUUUACAAUAAAAAAUCGGAAUUAUACCGUUGGCACUGUCGGAAGUGCCUGGAAAUUUCUCUUCCUUGAACUCCCUGUUCCGUUGAUGUCUUCACCAAAAAUUGAGUUCUUCCCCGAAAUUUACGGUAAGUCGACACGCUUGGUGUGUUUUUGAGUUUGGUGUGUUUCUGGAUUUGUGUGUUUAUGUGUUUGGUGAAAGAACGACACAUGUUCAAACUUGUUUUGAAUUUCUUUCACCACUGAAAAAAUCUUUUUGGUCUUUUAAAAUUAUUUAACAUUGUAAUUCAAAUAUGUCCGAUAAUCACUGAAGUCCAAUAGAACAUCUCAAGGUUAUCAAAAUAUCAGUGGUAAAGGAUGAUGUAUGGAUGGGGUGAUAGGAAAGUAAGAUGGAUGUGGUGUAGGGUGAUAGGAAAGUAAGAUGGAUGUGGUGUAGGGUGAUAGGAAAGUAAGAUGGAUGUGGUGUAGGGUGAUAGGAAAGUAAGAUGGAUGUGGUAUAUAUUCUACAGUACAGAAAAUUAAACAUGAAAUGAGGACAUAUAGUCUCUGUGGCAGUGGCAAAGAAAGUUGAUGGAUGGGGCAGUGGCACAGAAAGUCGACCGAUGGGGCAGUGGCACAGAAAGUCGACCGAUGGGGCAGUGGCAAAGAAAGUCGACCGAUGGGGCAGUGGCACAGAAAGUCGACCGAUGGGGCAGUGGCACAGAAAGUCGACCGAUGGGGCGGUGGCAAAGAAAAUCGACCGAUGGGGCAGUGGCACAGAAAGUCGACCGAUGGGGCAGUGGCACAGAAAGUCGACCGAUGGGGCAGUGGCACAGAAAGUAGACCGAUGGGGCAGUGGCAAAGAAAGUCGAGCGAUUGGGCAGUGGCACAUAAAGUCGACCGAUGGGGCGGUGGCACAGAAAGUCGACCGAUGGGGCAAAAGCAGAGAAAAUCGACCGAUGGGGCAGUGGCAAAGAAAGUCGACGGAGGGGGUUUAGGGAAAGAAAAUGAAUUGGAUUUGUUGCAAAGGUAGAUGGAUUGAUAAGGCAACGACACAUGAAGAUGUAUGGACUGGGCAGUGGUAAAUGAUAAUGGAUCGAUGGGGCGCUAGUAUAGGAAGAUGAAUUGAUGGACAGUGAAAGAAAGAUAGAUGGAUGGGAUUGUCGUUGGCAGUCAAGUGGCAAAGAAAGAUGUAUGUGUGGGGCAGUGACAGGAGAAGAUAGAUGGAUAGGACAGUGGUAAAAGAAGAUGUAUGGAUGGAACGCUAGCAAAGGAAGAUUGAUGUGGCGUACACCUUACAAUGUGGCAAAUUGAAUAUUAAAUUAGGAUAUAUAGUCUCUUAGGCAGUGGCGAAGAAGGAUGGAUGGAUGUGGCAGAGGCAAAAAAAAAGGUUGGUGGAUGGGGUAGGACAGUAAGGAAGAUGGAUGGAUGGGGCAGUCCACGCUGGCCAGCCUUUUUUUUUAUUUAGGCCAACCGCAGAAGUUGUAUUUUUGCUUCAAGGUGGCGGCAAGAAUAUUGGAAAAGGUGGGACUAACUGUAGUUACGCCACUGCUCUGUGAUAUAGGAAAUGAAUUAGAGCUUAAAAAUGAAAGAUAAACUUUAUAAUAAAUUAUUUCAUCGUUUUCUUAUUCACAGGGCUUCCUAUUAAAGACCAGGUGGAUAUUUUAAAUUUGUUUAUUCUGACAAUGAAUCCAGCACAUAUCGAUACUUUAGUAGUAAGUUGAAAAUGAUUACAGCACGUAUCGAUACUUAAGUAUUAAGUUAACAAUAAACACAGCACAUAUCGAUAAAAUAGUUUUAGUUGGCACACAUCGAACCUUAAGUUGUAAGUCGACAAUGAAUACAGCACAUAUUGAUACUUGAGUUGUAAGUUGAUAAUGGAUGCAGCACAUGUCGAUACUUGAGUUGUAAGUUGAGAAUGAAUACAGCACAUAUCGAACCUUAAGUUGUAAGUUGACAAUGGAUACAGCAAAUGUCGAUACUUAAGUUGUCGGUUGAAAAUGAAUCCACCGCAUAUCUGUACAUUAGUUUUAGGUUGACAAUGGAUCCAGCACAUCUUAAUUCAUGAGAUUUGAUAAUUGUAGUAAAGUCUGGAUGUUCUAAGAUAUGAUUUAACCUCACUUCUAAUUGUGAUAUGAAUUAGUCUUUGGGAAAUAUUUUGAUUUCUGCAUGAUGUUAAAUCGUGUAGGACAUUUAAGUCACUGAAAAUUCAUGGUUAUCUUCCAAAUAAUAUCGUUUAGUUAAACCUGACUGCUCGCUACCCAGGAGGUUGGUUAGGUAAAUAGUACAUGGUGCUUGUUAAAAAGAAGAUAGAUGUUGGUAAUUGUUGUCCAGCCCUUACUAUCCAGUGUUAGACACGUUUUUGCACUAAAUGUUAAGGAAAGAACAGUGAUUGUUAUUGUUUCUGAAAUUUGAAGCAUCUUAAGAUUUUAAUUUUUGUAUUUCCCAUAAAUGUUAGCUAAUUUCAUUGAUUAAUUCUCCCAACAUAAAAUGCUUAAUCAAAUAACAAUAACUUUGGUGUUGAUUCUGAAUUCUUUUACCACUCCUAAACAGUAUGUCGUCACGAUCUUGAAUCAUCUCACACAAAUACCAGAGACAAAAAUGACUGCGUCUGAUUUCGGUCAAGUCUUUGGGCCGGUAUUAUUUAAAAAGCUGCCUUGGAAUAUGGACGCGCAAGAGAAAGAAACGAAACAAAUCCAAUUAAAUUCUGCCACAAGGAUGAUGAUUUACUACAGUCAGCGGAUGUUUGUUGUAAGUCAGGCAAUCAUUGGUUUUUAAAAAAAAACUGAAAACUUUUAUUUUCUUUUUCAAUGUUGUCGUUUUAACAAAAAAAAAACAAUACUAUUUUGUUAUGCUAUAAAAGCUAAAUGACUUUCUGGCAGUCUCCAAUGUAUUUAUUUAAGAAACAAUUCAGAAGAACGAGUUUAUAAAAAAAUAAAUCAAAUUAAAUCAGGUUUUUACCACAUGAAUUUAUUUUUUAGUUGACUUUGCAAGCUUACAAGCUAUUGGCUUAAAAUCCUUAACCUUAUUAUGAGGUCAUAAACCACAAGACAUAAGCACCAUCUAGAAAAAUUGCUUUGUGACAUGUGCAUGUACAUACAAUAAAGAGGUCAUUUCAAAGAUGUUAAAAUGUUCCUAUUAUUAGUACUCUCUCUAACACAGCCGAGCCCACGUGUAUUUUUGCUUCAGUUAGGAGGUUACAUGUGUGCCGCUAUCUGUAAAGUUAAAACAUUAUUUUUCAUCAAUGUAGUGCCCCUUUCCCAUUGUUUCCCUGAGACAAGUUGUCUCAUGCUUAUUAUAGUCCUGUUCUCUAAGGUCCUUCUUGUGUUAAACCAGUGGUUCUCAACCUUUCUAGUGCCGCGACCCCUUAAUACAGUUUCUCGUGUCAUGGCGACCCCCAGCCACACAAUUAUUUUCGUUGGUACUUCAUAGCUGUAAGGAUAUAUGUUUUCAGAUGGUCUUAGGCGACCCCUGGAAAAGGGUCCCGUGACCCCCAAAGGGGUCACGACCCACAGGUUGAGUACCGCUGUGUUAAACUCUCUCGACCACAGCAACAUUGGUCCCAGUAAUUCCACUGAUUUUCAAAUGUAUUUCUGGCAAUACAUAAUCCCAAAAUCCUUCACCCUCUCUUGGCCAGGUACCACCUAACAUUCUAACCAAACUAAGAGAAAAUUAUGAUCAAGAAAAUAAGUCGAAGAGUAAGUCAGUAAGUAUUUUUAUUUAGUCAAGUGCAUUUUAUAAUAAAUAUUUUCCUUUAUAUUUUUAGGGAAUACAUUUUUUUAAAUUGUUUACUCGUCCAAGAAGACAACAACCAUGCAUAUCUCAUCCAUUAGUGUUCCUCAUAAAUUAAACAUCUGCUCGUGAUAGAAAAAGAAAUGAGUAGCAUAACCUAGGGGGGGGGGGGAAAGCUGAAAAAUGGCAGAAGAAAACAAACGGACUUAUUGCCAGAAAGCCUUCGUCAGCGAGCAGAAACAAGUAACAAAAUAAAAUAAGCUAAAAUUAUUUAUCUGAUGCUGUAGAGCAGCAGCUGUCAGCCCAGAAGCUUGGAAACAAGUAACAAAAUAAAAUAAGCUAAAAUUAUUUAUCUGAUGCUGUAGAGCAGCAGCUGUCAGCCCAGAAGCUUGGAAACAAGUAACAAAAUAAAAUAAGCUAAAAUUAUUUAUCUGAUGCUGUAGAGCAGCAGCUGUCAGCCCAGAAGCUUGGAAACAAGUAACAAAAUAAAAUAAGCUAAAAUUAUUUAUCUGAUGCUGUAGAGCAGCAGCUGUCAACCCAAAAGCUUGGAAACAAGUAACAAAAUAAAAUAAGCUAAAAUUAUUUAUCUGAUGCUGUAGAGCAGCAGCUGUCAACCCAAAAGCUUGGAAACAAGUAACAAAAUAAAAUAAGCUAAAAUUAUUUAUCUGAUGCUGUAGAGCAGCAGCUGUCAGCCCAAAAGCUUGGAAACAAGUAACAAAAUAAAAUAAGCUAAAAUUAUUUAUCUGAUGCUGUAGAGCAGCAGCUGUCAACCCAAAAGCUUGGAAACAAGUAACAAAAUAAAAUAAGCUAAAAUUAUUUAUCUGAUGCUGUAGAGCAGCAGCUGUCAACCCAAAAGCUUGGAAACAAGUAACAAAAUAAAAUAAGCUAAAAUUAUUUAUCUGAUGCUGUAGAGCAGCAGCUGUCAACCCAAAAGCUUUGAAAGGCAACUUUCAUAGUGAAUAAACCAUAUGGGGGGCCGCAUGUCCUUACCCCUGAUAUUAAAUUAUUUCAAUAAAUUACCACCUAACUCUGCAUAGAAUUUUUUAUCCAUGCUUAGAGCACAUAAAGAAAUGCUAAAUAACAUAACUAAAUACAAUUAUGUGGUUUCAUUUGUUAUGUCAUCUAACUCAGUGUUUCCCAAACUGUUAAGUUUCACGGAGUGGUGGACACGUUUCGAAACUGCAUCAGGGACCGGUGCCAGAUUUAUUAAUUACAUUUUCUUUCUAUUUAAACAUCAAUAUUCAUGCUCUCUGAACCGGUCACGUAAGGCUUGCGGACCGGUGCCGGUCCACGGACCACCGUUUGGGGAACACUGAUCUAACUUAUCUUUUUAAAAUCGACUAUUUAGUCAAUUAAAUGACAUAUCAUGAAUAUAAUUAUUUGUGAUAAGACAGUCAUCAGCGGGCAAAACUAUCUGAAAUAGCGGGCCACAUGAUGGACUUCCCUCUUGUAGAGAGUUUUUCACUUUUGUAGAAUAGAUUGCAAUGUUUCUAUAGUUGACAUAUGUGUUGAACACAUUCCAAUGUCUAUAGCUAGCAAUUCUGUAUAGAAUGAUUGAAUAUUUAUCACUGCUAAGAUCUAACUAUUUCUAUACAUGGUUUUAUUUAAAGAUAUUUCCCUGGUCAAAAAAGAAGGAACAGGAAGAGGAACCAGUAGCUAAACCUGAGGUAGGUAAACUUGAUCAUUGGCAACUAUAUCAACUUUGAUACAUCAAGCAAUAACAACUUUAAUACAUCAAGCAAUAAUAAAUUUGAUACAUCAACAAAAACAUCAAAUAAGGUUUUUAUUUUUGAAUAUCUUAACACUCUCAUAUUUAGUUGAUUUUCUUAGAUAAGGAAUCCAGGUGCACCUACUGUAAUAAUAGACACAAGCUUGGGUGUGCACAUGCAUUUCACAUGAAGUAAUAGUAGAAAUAGUAGUAGUAGUAGUUUGAGCAGUAGUAGUAAUAGAAAUAGUAGUAGUAGUAGUCAUGCUUGGUGCCCGAGCGGUCUACACUAAUUCUAUCCUAAGCUUGUGGACUGGUGUUAAAUCCCGUGAGAUAGGUUAGACAAGCAAAGUCCCUGUAGAAAUGAUUUUGUCUCAGUAUGCCAAGAAAAGUAUGCUCUCAUACUGUUUGGAAUGUUCUAGAAUCUUCUUUCACAAUUAUUAACCCGAACUUUAAACAAUAAAACACAAACACACAUAUAAAGUCUCUGAGCAACAAAACACACACACCAUAUCCUGAAAUUUGAUCGAAAGAAAUUUCGUUGAUGUUAAAUUGAUUGACAGAAAUUUGAUAGAGCGGAAAUUUGGUCGAAUCUUUUUUUCAGUUCACACGUUAAAAUUUAGCUUCAAAUUUCUUUUUGAACGCAUUAUUUUCUUUUACUACAUAGUAUAGUGUGUUCAAAACGAAAUUUGACGAAAAUUUUAAUUCGUUAACUGAAAAAAAAAAAAGAUUUGACCAAAUUUCUGUUCUAUCAAAUUUCGGUCGAUCAAUUUUCCGCCGACGAAAUUUGAUUCGAUUAAAUUUCCGGUAACCCACACACACACUUAUGAAGUUUCUGAAUAACAAAACCACACACACUUGUGAAGGCUCUAAGCAAUUAAGCACACGCACGCACACUUGUGAAGUAUUACACCAUGGUUUAUUGAAACGAUUUACAGAAUGGUUCAUUGAAACGAUUUACAGGAUGGUUAAUUAAAACAUUUACCGAAUGGUUUAUUGAAACUAUUCACAAGAUGGCUUAUUGAAACUAUAUAUAAGAUGUUUUUUAAAAUUGUUACAAGUCCGAAUUUGUUCUAGGGUCGACCAAAGAACCUAGACAUUCAGGUCUUUGAUGUGGCAGCCAGUAAAACAGAGACUAUCACCAUUGAUGGUAGUACAACAGUAGGAGAUGUGCUGUCAAUAUAUCAUGGCAGAAGACCGUAAGUUAUUUGUGUUAGUUAAAAUAUUGGCCAACUUUUCAUUGCUUACUUAGAAACUAUGAUCAUGUUAUACUAAAUAAAACACAUUGUGACGUUUAAAACGAUUUGUCGAUAAUUUUGUGUGCUUCAUUUUAAUAUUAAACAUGGACAGCAUUCACAAACCUCUCUCCUAUCUGGAACAUGGCCAGCAUUUACACAUCUAUCUCCUAUCGGGAACAUGGCCAGUAUUCACAUAUCUAUCUCCUAUCUUGAACAGGACCAGCAUUCACAAUAGUGGAACAUAGGAGACAAUAUAGUUAAACAGUUUAGAACAGUCGUAGAUAGCUGACAGUUAGUAAACACUAUAGAAUAACUUUUUAUUUGAGUAAUAAAUAUAUUUUAUUUCAUCAUUGAACACCUGGAGUUUAAGUUGUUGGAUUUCGUUCCAGUCUACGUUGUGCUUUUGUCUGUCUCAACGUUGUGCUUUUGUCUGUCUCAACGUUGUGCUUUUGUCUGUCUCAACGUUGUGCUUUUGUCUGUCUCAACGUUGUGCUUUUGUCUGUCUCAACGUUGUGCUUUUGUCUGUCUCAACGUUGUGCUUUUGUCUGUCUCAACGUUGUGCUUUUUUCUGUAUCUACGUUGUGCUUUUGUCUGUCCCAACGCUUAGAUACCCACAGUAUAAAUCACAGAGAGGAGCGGUCCUGUACUGACCACUACCAAGUCAACACAGUUUGUGAUAAGUCUGGACUGGAGCCCUCCUCCGUAACAACCGUUCUGUACCAAACAUGGCCAGCAUUCACACAUCUCUCUCCUAUCUGGAACAUGGCCAGCAUUCACACAUCUCUCUCCUAUCUGGAACAUGGCCAGCAUUCACACAUCUCUCUCCUAUCUGGAACAUGGCCAGCAUUCACACAUCUCUCUCCUAUCUGGAACAUGGCCAGCAUUCACACAUCUCUCUCCUAACUGGCAUUUUAUAUGAUGAUGGGUUUUAGAGCACAAUCAAACAAUUUUAAUAAUGUGACAUUAGGUUAGGUGUACCCUACAAUUUGAAUGGCUGGAUGUUUGAAAUGAGAUUUGUUGAGACAUGCCAAGACUCUGCUCAUUAGAGACACACAUUUUUAUACAAACAAAUAGCGAUGUCAAUGUUAUAACCUCCAGGGGUAAGCCGUACUAUUUGGAAGAACUCAAAAGACAUUUGCAACGCAAUCGUACGUACGUCAGACUUGAAGAUGAUGGAGGUGCUGGUGCCCAGGCUAUGGACAGAACAUUUAGUUUGUUGCAUGAAGUAGGCGGAAACAUAGGUACGAAAUGCUUUUCUGUAAAUUGGAAAUAUAAAUAUUUUGUAAAAUAUGCUGUAUUUUGUGUUAUUUUAAAUUUUAUAUUUUCUUUGAUUUCUUUGGAAAUAAGAUAGAAAUGGUAAUUUUAUUACUAUUUUGUCUAUUCCUUCCAUUUUUGAUGAUACAACAAAAAUUAUUUACACAUCUGUUUUUUUUUAUUAUUUCCUUUUAUAUUUAAAUAAAUGGCAAUUCUAGUCGCCAUUUCGAACAGCUCUAUAUUUAUUUUUUGUCUGAAAUUGCUUGUGCUAUUUUCAUCCAUAUUUUUUUGUUUCUUUUUAUAUUUUUAAAUUAUUAAAUCCUAAUUCAAAAUGUAUAUAUUUUAAGCUGUAUAUAUUCCAACAUGUGUCAGAAAAACGGAAAUUUCUUAAAUUAACCAGCCGCCAUUUUAAAAGAAAUCCGGUGACUAGAUGUUGUACAGGCAUGACGUAUUUUUUUUAUAGGUUUUUUAAGCUGUAGAUAGUGUUAUGAAUAAUUUUUAAAGAAUAAUAUAUUAAACUGUGGCUGAAGCAUAUAUACUUGCCAAAUCUUUGAAUGCUGGUUUUUUUCUCUCUCCGUGUCUUUGUCCCGUACUAGUUGCUUUUCUUCUAGAAGUCUCCUGUCUGUGGUUUCUCUGCAAAUAAGACUUUAUCCCAAUAUUUAUAGUGUUAGGAGAAAUUUGAUAGAUUUAGGGGAAAAUCCUUGGUAAAGUCAAUCAUAUCCGACAGUUGAUUUUAAACUCUCCACAAUUAUAUUUAAAAAAUAUUUAAUGUUUGAAUACAUGACAAUGAAGUGCAAUUUGUAAUUUAAAUGUAUACAGAAUUUUCUUUUUUUCUUUUUAGUGAUGCUGAUUUUCAGACAUAUAUUUAAUCCACAAACAAAAAUCUUUGUCAUUAAUGAAAAAUUGUGUUUUUAUAAAACGCAAAAGUUUAAAAAUAAAUCUGGCAUCUUUUAAGAGUUAAUCGAAUUCUUUACCCAUUUUGGCCACAACUUUUCAAGAACUAUUGGCUAAAAGGAUGGUUAUCAAAUGAAAUAAGAAUUGAACAAUUUUGAACAUCACUAUAGAGUCAAAUUUUUCUGUGAUGACUUAGAGCAGUAAAAUUAUGUGGCUCUUAUUUAUUUUGUGUGUUUUUUUGUUUGUUUGUUUGUUUGUUGUUUUUUUUUUGGGGGGGGGGGACGACAAAAUAUCUGAUAAAAGUUUUUACUUGUUUGACGGCCUCAAAUAUAGCCGCGUUUUUUUUUAACCUUUUAUAAGAGAUGGAACAUUAUUUUAAAAAAUGAGUUGAUCGAGUUAUUAAGAAAAAUUAUUGAAUGGAAAAUAUUUUUUGUUUUACUAUAGAGUCAAAUUUUUCUGUGAUGACUUAGAGCAGUAAAAUUAUGUGGCUCUUAUUUAUUUUGUGUGUUUUUUUGUUUGUUUGUUUGUUUGUUGUUUUUUUUUUUGGGGGGGGGGGACGACAAAAUAUCUGAUAAAAGUUUUUACUUGUUUGACGGCCUCAAAUAUAGCCGCGUUUUUUUUUAACCUAUUAUAAGAGAUGGAACAUUAUUAUAAAAAAUGAGUUGAUCGAGUUAUUAAGAAAAAUUAUUGAAUGGAACAUAUUUUAUGUUUGUAAUAAAUGAAAUACUAUCUGUUACAGGACAGAGAUUACUUGGCUUUGAGGUUAACAUCAUGGACAUGUUGGAGAUUAAUCCCAAUGCCAAGUUUGAGAUAAGACCGAACAAACAAGUCUUUGUUUAACAAGUCCUGUCAGAUCUGUGUGCAACAAACAAAUGUUUAUGUUGCAAGUCCUCUCAGAUCUUUGUGUCUGGAUGGAAACAAAGUAUUAUUUAGAUAUAUUGAAAUAAUUACUUUUUAUUUUAAUUUCUUAAAUUUAAUUAUUAGUUUGAAUUUUUUAUAAAUUAUGUUAAAUUAUACUUAAUCAAAUAAAAACAUCUUAAAUUUACACACAAUUUCUUUGUAUGAUAAGUUCUGUAGGCUGUUUGAAAGCCAUGAAUAUCAGAAGUAACUGUCAACAAAAGCCGAUUUUGAAUACGAAAAUAAGCGCUGGACUAAACUAAUCUGGUUUGAAUUCCUUUUGAAAUAUUUGAUUGACAAAACUAAUCAAUGUAUGUGCUCCUUGUCUUUGAUAAUGAUAUUUUUAAUAACUAAUUAAAAUCUAAUCUGGGCCAGAAAUUUUAAUAUAAUAUACAUGUAUUUAUAAUUCAUUUAUUUUUAUAUUUGUGGUAUAUCAUUCAAAAUGUUAUAUGGAGUCAUGUGAUGAAAACCGUCGUUGAGCUCACUAUGGUCUUAAUUUGAUCUGUAUUCAAUCGCUCUAUGUUCUGUACUUUUGUUGUUGAGGAUUAACACUCAGGAUUUAUACCCUACAAAAGAAUAGCAACCUUGCUUGGCUGGUGAGACAAUUCCACUCUGAGUCAGGGCCCCCCUCCCCCUAGAGUGGUUAAACUAGGCAUGUCUGUGACAAUUGCUGAGUCCAAAAGGGCCCCCCUCCCCCUAGAGUGGUUAAACUAGGUAUGUCUGUGACAAUUGCUGAGUCCAAAAGGGCCCCCCUCCCCCUAGAGUGGUUAAACUAGGCAUGUAUGUAACAAUUGCUGAGUCCAAAAGGGCCCCCCUCCCC